Hemicordylus capensis (graceful crag lizard) is the source of this 925-nucleotide messenger RNA. Its product is annotated as immunoglobulin iota chain-like. The coding region runs from base 12 to 617 and encodes 201 amino acids. The record is from RefSeq and is a predicted model, not a curated record. Gene Ontology annotation, cellular component: plasma membrane. Lineage: Eukaryota; Metazoa; Chordata; Lepidosauria; Squamata; Cordylidae. The transcript has 2 exons. Gene Ontology annotation, biological process: cell surface receptor signaling pathway.
UCAAGGUGGAGAUGGCGGCAGCAAAAGUUCAGUCCCAGCACAGGCUCCCCAUAGUCCUCUUCAUCUCCCUCUUGGCCCUGCAGUGUGCCCUAAUUGAAAAUGCAGAUGUUGUGAAGGUGAUUCAGGAACCACCAUUUGCCAGCAAACCGAACGGCGAGACCCUGAGAAUGACCUGUGCUAUCAAUCAAGAUUAUUACAAUAUAUACUGGUACCGCCAACUCCCUGGGCAGACAGAACUACACCAACUUGGGACUUUCCCAUCUUCUACUGAAGACCUGCAAGAGAAGUCAGAAGGCAAGCUGAAGGAUCGGCUGAGUGGCAAGCGGACCAAUAAUAAUGCCUCUUUGAACCUGGGAAGUCUGGAGUCUGAGGACACAGGACUCUAUCUCUGUGCUGCUAAAGCCACAGUGACUCCUGCAGGAACAAGGCUAGCACAAAAUAGAGAGUCGGACAAAAGUAUGCUUCUCACUUCUGCUACUGAUUGCACAUGCUCUCAGCUUCAUGCACAAGCAGCAUCAUUUCCCAACACCUGCAGCCAAUCCAUCCUCUACAUUCAGGCUGCACUAGCAAAACAAAAUCAUGCCCACAGCUUGCCAAGGCAAACCAACAUCAUAUAGAGGCUUUCAGUUACAGUGCCCCCUCUGGCUUCAUAGCAGACCAUACACAGUAAGUUAGGCUGCAGCUGUUGCAUAUCCCAACACCCCUUCUCAACAGUUGAAGCAUUAGCCCACUAAGUUCAUUACCCUUGACAGCCUACAAUACCUCUCUCUGACCAAAGGCUUUGUAAGAAUGUCCACCAUCAUGUUCUCAGUUGGACAAUACUGCAGGUCUAUGAGUCCUUGUUUGUAUAAGUCUUUCAGGAAGUGGUGUUUCACAUCUAUAUGCUUGGUUCUAGGAAUAACUCUCUCAAUCAGUGCAAGUGCAA